CCAACUGCGCUGUGCGAGAGCAGAAUUUUCCGCCCAAACAUAUCAACGUCGCCCGACCAGCAGCCGCAACUCCCAGCAUCGAAACCCAUCCAAAAGAGCCAUCUAUCAUCAAAAAAAGUCGACGGCCCUUUGUCGCAUGCCUUGGUUUAUGUCCUGACUUUUUUUCAGCGCGGGUUUUCCGCAAGGUUUCGGCCUUUUCGCCCCCCAAGGCUGCCACCAUGGCGACACGUAAAGUCCGCUACAAAAAGCUUAACGUGAAGACUCUUCUGCCCGUUGUUCUCUACUCGGAAAUCGACCAGAACGAGUAUGAGUCCCUCAAAAACGAGCAGAUCUCCACGGGCGUCGAGUCCGCUGAGGAAAAUGAAUACCAUCUGCAAGCAGUCCUGCAAACCUCGGGCACCGCGGCGGACAAGGAGAUCCCCGUGCCGCCGCCCCAGGAGAGCAAGAUAAACUAUAACGAGUUAUAUCCGGUCAAGUUCAACGAGCCCACACACUUCAUCCGCUUCUCGCAGACAGUGGAAGAAUGUAUAGGCUGUCAGUAUGACAUGACCGAGGAUGAUGAGGUGUUCCUCAAAAAGUACAACCAGGACCGGGCUGCGCAAUCGCAGCUGUCCGAGGAUGACUUUGAGAGGAUAAUGGAGGUGUACGAGGACACGGCUUCGAUCCAGGCUCCAUAUGCCUCGGUUGACCAUACCGUCAUCCCGUACGACCAGAUGGUGCCGGGUCUGAACGAGCUGGAUUCCCCAAAGCUCAUGACCCAUGCCAAGGCUCUCUAUGAGUACUGGAAACAGCAGCGCCAGGCCAAAAAGGGGCCGCUGCACGCCAGCCUCAAGUUCGAGACUCAUCAGGAGACCGAUGAGGGGGAUCCGUUCGUCUGCUUCAGGCGAAGGGAGGUCCGCCAGACUCGUAAGACCAGGGCACGAGACGUGCAGAGCGCAGACAAGCUCAAGCGUCUGCGCCGUGAACUCGAGGAGGGACGUGAGCUUGUGCAACAGGCCCACCGCCGCGAGCUCAUGAAGCGUGACAUGCUGCAUGUGGACCGGGCCGUGUUCGAACAACGAGCAAAGCUCAGGGCCCUGAAGAUCCAUCUUAACAUCAAGACGGAUGAUGAGGAUCUUUAUAACACAAAGCCUCAGAAGAAGAAGCAACCACCAGCCGAGCCCCCUUCGGCCCAGCGACCUGUGGUCGGUGCUUUGCGUGUGCCGCCACGGCCAGGGCCCGACGGGCGGCCUUCGUCCUCGACUGCCGACAAUGAUCUCGUCCAGCUGUCUGAUCAGCUGUUGGAGAAGGAGGCCGAGAUGCGACUCGACAUCGAGAACAAGAUCGAGAACCACCGGAAGUGGAAUCUCAACCAUAUUGAUCUCACCCGUGACGCGCUGGAGCCUCUUGAGAGCCAGAAGCAGCCCAAAUAUCGCCCCGUGAAGAUCCAGUACCUCAUGACGCCGCCUAACUCGGCGUCGGCCGAGGGUCUGGAAGAACCAACGCCCAUGGACUUGGAUCAGUCGGAGCCUGUCUCCGGGCCAGGGCCACUUGUUCGCUUUCAGGGACUGGCCGAGGAUGAUGAGGAGUACUGCCCGGCACCAAAGGAGUACCGCCGUCGCAUAGGCCGGUUGAACAGGUUGUGGAUUGAUAGGCGAGAGAUUAAUAAGCCUCGGCCAGAUCCUUCAGCCGGGGGCUCGGACCGGUGGAAGUAUGAUGACGACAGUGGGGACGACGAGCUUGUGUGCGAGGUUGACCCGUACGACCUUCGGGCGCUGAAGUUCCGGGCCAGCAUUCCGUUCGGCACCCCAGGCACGCUUAACCGGCGUGGCGAGGCGCAGAACGGUGUUGUGGCUAACGGGGCACAAGCGGCAACCCGGCAAGUCCUUCCACCGCCACUCGCGAGCGUUCUUGCUACUGCUGCUCAGCAACAGCAACAGCACCACCACCAGCAGCAAGCAGGCGCCUCAUGAUGAGGUGCUCGAUGCAUGCCUGGUCGUUGGGCCAUCGUCCUCUUCUCCGAUUUUUCGACUCUGCUUUCUCCGACUUGUAUACCCCUUGCGUUGUGUUUGGCGGGUGGGCGGAUAACAGAACAUCUUGGGUUUCUGUGGCGUUGGGGUCUGUCGGCCGGCGGCUCUUGUCUUUCGUUUUCUUCUUCUUUGUCUCAAUUUAUUCUUCCUCCUCGCUUGCGGCCUGUAUAUAUUCGUCGCGGAGCUUGUACAUUUUUUUCAGACUGCAAAGUCGAAGUCUUCAGGAGGGCUGUGUGGAGUGAAGGACCGACGGUCAGCAUUACGUUUUGCGUGCUGAUGCUCACGAGGCAGCAAAAACUUUUGGAAAUAGACAAAUGUCGCAGACCCUCUUGCCCGCCAACUGUUGCACGCAAUACGUAGGUCCACUUGGCGCCAGUGACGUCCGCUCACGC
Messenger RNA from Gaeumannomyces tritici R3-111a-1, 2401 nucleotides. RefSeq lists its product as hypothetical. The record is from RefSeq and is a predicted model, not a curated record. Bases 219 to 1952 code for a protein of 577 amino acids. Gene Ontology annotation, cellular component: piccolo histone acetyltransferase complex. NCBI's taxonomy places the organism in Eukaryota, Fungi, Ascomycota, Sordariomycetes, Magnaporthales, Magnaporthaceae. The transcript has 3 exons. Gene Ontology annotation, biological process: regulation of transcription by RNA polymerase II.